Acanthochromis polyacanthus (spiny chromis) is the source of this 2252-nucleotide messenger RNA. RefSeq names its product leucine rich adaptor protein 1-like. The record is from RefSeq and is a predicted model, not a curated record. The transcript is spliced from 3 exons. Bases 413 to 1348 code for a protein of 311 amino acids. Gene Ontology annotation, biological process: positive regulation of canonical NF-kappaB signal transduction; positive regulation of cytokine production. NCBI's taxonomy places the organism in Eukaryota, Metazoa, Chordata, Actinopteri, Pomacentridae.
CGCUCAGCAGCUCACAGAUGUCACUGAAGCCUCCAUGUGACCGCGCUGCUCUGAAACUCCCACCAUUGUUCGCCGACUACACAAAGAGCAAUUUCCACUUUCCAGCAUCAUGUUCCGGCUUCACAUACCAGCAAUACCUCAAUGGUGACAGCAGCCAGCAGCCAAACAUGAUUUGUUCGUGCGCACUUCCAGCGUUUUCAUGGCGCGUUCUGCGCUUCUGCGACAACUUUGUCAUUCUUGGGCACCUAUAACCGUGGAGUGUUCAGGAACACAACGCAUGGGCUCUGUUUGGAAGUGUGGGGGACUGGAGUGAUCUACCCACAGGAGGCUCUGGUGUCUCUCAGUGGUAGUUGGGAAGCUUGAGAGGAUUUACACACAAGCUGCUGCGGAUACUUUGGAGAAAUCAGCCGGGAUGGCAGAAGAAAUCCUUAACGAUUCUCUCCCAGAUUUAAAGGAGCUUGAAAGUAAGAUUGGCAGGAAAACACCGGAGAGUCUUCUGAUCUGGAUGAAGGAUGCUGCGGAUUGUGAAGAUGAGGUGGUGGACAGGGGAGACCAGAGAUCUGCUGACAGCUUCUCAGACAAAAUCAACAACUUGAAGCAAGAGAUGAGGUGGCUCCGAUCUGCUGAUGUGAGGAUUCUCCGUCAGCUGGUGGCCCUGCAUGAAGGCAUCGAGGCCAUGCGUUGGCUGCUGGAGGAGAGAGGAACCUUAGCCAGCCAAGGCAGCAGCUUAACAGGCAGCCUGAGCAGCCUGGCGACCAUGGAGGAGCACUGGCCCUCCAUGUCUCCUUGCAGAGAAAGCCCCAGUCCGAUCUGCCUCCAGGAUUUGACUGAAACCAGCAGCAUUGAAUCAGCAGACCAGCAGCCUCCUUCACGCACCGACUUUGGUGAGAUGAACCACAUGAGUUACUUUGACGUCCUUCACUCAGAGUCCGGUGAAGCAAAACCUCCGAGUCCCACAAGCUCUGAGUUUAUACUCAGUCGAUCUGCACAGAGAGGUUCCGAUCAGGCAUCAUUAAAUCCUGUUGACAGUUUUGCUUGUGCCGAUGAACCGCAGUCAGAACCGCUGGACUCGGAUGCAGCAGCGCUACAGUACAUUAAAGGUGGUGCAAACACCAUCAGAAGAGCUCUGCAGAGAUCCACCAAAAGAAAACCCAAGAUGGAUGCUGGCACCUUUGCCUUCACUCAGCAGUCAGGAGAGAAAGUUCACCAAACUGAGGAGGAUUUCUCAGAAUCUCAGCCUAAUAAAGAGGCAGAGGAAGAGAGUGCAGCCAGUAACGAGAAGGCUUUGCUGGGUUAUGAUGCCCAGUGGUGCUGGGUGGAGUCGCAGGAUGAUGUGACCUUUUUAUGAUCUUCUAUAAAACAGUUUAGAUUUAUAAUGUUUGUGUUGAAGCUAUUAUCUAAAACGGUGGACUGCCAGCGAUACAAUGGGGUUUAAAAUGCACUUUCACUCUCUGUGUGUCAGAAUAAGAUUGAUGCUCACUGAAUAAUAUGAUAAGUGUUUGUCUCAUUCUGUCGACACUUUUACUUAGGAUGUGUUUGAAAACUUUUCAAUUUGACUACAUAUUUUAGGAGUUUAAAAGGAAAAUUAAACAAAUCCUUGAAUGAAAAGCUCUUUAAAAACAUGCACAGGACUGUAUGAUGUGAUCCAUGUUUCACACUUCAGUUUUAGAAAUUUUGAACAUCAGAUUUUGAGGGGAGUUGUGUUUGUAUUUUGCAUUGUUGUUGUUUUAAAUCUUCUGUCUUUUUUUGUUUGAUUGCAAUUAAUUUCAUUUGACUGUCUUUUAUAAAGCAACAGUACUAGUUAGUGUUUUCCUGUGCUUCUUCUAUCUCAUUUAGAUUGAAUUAUGGAUACAAACUAACAGAAACCUGUUAGGAUUUUAAAGAUGUUGCCAUGUUUUUUGAAUAAAUCUUUAUGCAAUGAUGAGCCUAUAUGUUUGGGUAAUAACAGUAAAUAUCUUUAUUGAUGCUGUUAAUUGUCUCUCAGCAGAGAAGUGUCAGUGUGCUGAUUGAAGUCCUGGUUGUUGAGACUAUACACUUUAAAGUCUCUCUCCAGUGCUUGAUUUAAUCCUUAAAUCUAAACUAUGUGUAUUAAAAUUUACAAGCUUUUCAAUUGAAAAUAAUCUCUUUUUGCUUGAAAAUGGCUUAGAUGUAAUUGAUCCCCACUGCUUCCUCCAGAAUACAGGGAAUAGUUUUACACUACACAUACAAAAUAAUAAGGUGUUAUUUAAUAAACUGUUUUACUGUAAUUUAAA